Dunckerocampus dactyliophorus (ringed pipefish) is the source of this 1946-nucleotide messenger RNA. RefSeq names its product pleckstrin homology domain containing, family D (with coiled-coil domains) member 1 (gene plekhd1). The record is from RefSeq and is a predicted model, not a curated record. NCBI's taxonomy places the organism in Eukaryota, Metazoa, Chordata, Actinopteri, Syngnathiformes, Syngnathidae.
AUGGGUGUAGUGGUGAGUGUUGGGCAGCAUGCAGUGAGAAUGAAUGUGAGCGUGUGCAGGCGUGCUAAUGCUGCUUCCAGUAAUCUGAAGCGGAGCUUUUACUGGCUGGACGACGUGGACCUCCCAGCAUCCAUCCCUCCCUCCGCCUCCCUCAGCAUCCAGCUGAUGAGCGUGUUGGCAUCUGCAUGGUUGCACCCUGCUGAGUUAUUGAGGAUUUGUUUGCAUGCUGGUGUACAGUACUGCUGCUGCUGCUGCUUGAUUGUUAUUGACUGUUUUUCAAAUCCAUUCCUCAUAGCUUCCAUUCUUCUUUCCACGCCUCCCCCUCCACCGUCCUCCCACCCUCUUCUUGCCGGAACGCUGGGGAGGAUGUUCACGUCCUCGUCCAGAAGCUCAGUGUUAUCCCCCUGGUCGUCCAUGGAGCAGUCGGACUCAGAGGCGUUGGACAUCAGCACCAAGGUGCAACUGCAUGGUGUCCUGUGGAAGAGACCCUUUGGACGACACUCGGCCAAGUGGUCCCGCAGGUUCUUCAUCAUCAAGGACAGCUUUCUGCUCUACUAUGCCGAGAACGAGAAGAGGAGCUUUGACAGCAGCAGGAUCUUCAACAUCCACCCCAAGGGCGUGAUUCCCCUAGGGGGAUGUGUAGUGUCAGCCACAGAGGACAUGGGAAUGCCCUUUGGUCUCGUCAUCAGCCUGGAAGACUUCUCUGGCACCAUCGUGGUGGCGGCCGAGUCGGAGGAGGAGCAGCUGCACUGGAUGGAGAUGCUGCAGGAGUCAGGCAAAGUCACGUGGAAGAACGCCCAGCUGGGGGAGGCCAUGAUAGAGAGUCUGGAGGCUCAGGGUCUGCAGCUGGCCAAGGAGAAGCAGGAGUACCUGGAUAAGCUGAUGGAGGAGACGGAGGAGCUGAGUCACCAGCGAGCUCAGAGAGAAGAGCUGGAGCGUCUCAAUCAAGUUCUGGAGGAGGAGAAGAUGAAGUUUGAGGAGGUCGUGCUGGAACUGAAGGCCGAGCAGGAGCAAAUUAAACUAGACCUGGACGGCACGGCUCAGUCGCUGCGAGGCGUGGAGAGCGAGAAGGAGGAGCUGAGCAGUUUGACCGUCAUGCUGCAGAAGUCCAUCGAGCAACUCUCUGAGGAGAAGCAGAGAACUUUGGAGCUGUUGGGGGAAGACAAGGAGGUGGUGGAGGAGGAGGCAGAGGUGGAGCAAGAGAAUAGGAAGUGCCAGGAUACCAAGGACCUUCUGCAGGACCUGCACCACAUUGAGGAGCAGAUGAAGCUCCUGCUGAAGGAGAAGGAGCAGGCUGAUGAAAAGCUGAGGGAGAACCAGCAGCGAGCAGAGCUUCUCCAGCAGGAAAGGGAGUUCUACUCGUCUCAGGCCAGAACGCUGCAGCAGUCGCUCUCUCAGCUCACCGCGGACAAGCAGCAGACGGAGGCGGAGCUUCAGGUGGAGAUGGAGUCCCGCCUGGAGCUGGAGAAGAGGCUGAAGCAGGCCGAGGAGGCCCUGCGGGGCCUGGAGAAAGGCCUGGACUCUCUGGACCGCACCAAGGAGCGAGACGAGAGGAUGCGGGGGGACGUCACACAGCUGAGGCGCUUCUUUGAGGAGUGCAUCUGCGCGGCCGAGAUUGAAGCCAAGCUGCCGGCCAUCAUGAAGAACGCCGUCUACCUCCACAAGGCGGCCGCACGCAGGAUCAAGAGCUGCCGCAUCCAGAGGAGAGCCUCUCGACGCCACUGGCUCAAACAUUCCAAGUCGUUUGCCGCCGCCGACGAGGAGAGCGGCAGCGUGGAGGAUCUGAGGGAGACGGCCCGCAGACUCACCUGCGACAGCACCUUCAGAGAGACCGUCUGCAAGAUCGUGGCACGCAAAGACGGCGCCGGCUUCCACCAGCAAUGAACACGUAGGCUCAUGUACCGCCCGCCGCUCCUUUCCUCAAUACAGCAAAUCGUUACUGCAAA